GUAUCUUUGCAGGGAUUAGCAGUUACAUGCGAGGUAUGCCCACACCACUUAUUUCUCUGCCAAGAUGAUUUGAAUCGAAUAGGCAAUGGACGAGGUCAGGUAAGGCCUACUCUAGGAACAAAGGAGGAUCAACAGGCUCUCUGGGACAAUAUGGACGUUGUCGACUGUUUCGCAACUGAUCACGCACCACACACCAUGCAAGAGAAAUCUUCCGAAAAACCACCUCCAGGUUUUCCCGGUUUGGAAACUAUGUUACCACUAUUAUUAAACGCAGUACAUGAGGGAAAGCUGACUAUAGAGGAUAUUAUAGACAAAUUAUAUCGCAAUCCCAAAAGAAUCUUCAAUAUUCCCGAUCAGCGUAACACGUAUGUCGAGGUCGAUCUGGAUGAUGAAUGGAUCAUUCCGGAAGCGAUGCCAUAUAGCAAAUCAAAAUGGACGCCUUUCACUGGCAUGACUAUUCGUGGUUCCGUGCAUAGAGUAGUUUUAAGAGGUGAGGUUGCUUACGUCGAGGGACAAGUAUUGGUAAAUCCUGGAUUCGGUCAAGAUAUCAGGGAUGUGCAAUACAAAACGAAAGUUCCACCGACGCUCCAUACACCGGCAGCGUCCAAUCAGCUUGCAGAAACUAUUUACAAACCAUUGUCAUUAUUAGACAGUCUUUUAUCACCGAACUAUGAAAAAUCUGUCUUACACGGCGAUCGCGUCGCCGAUUUGCACGAGGACGAACAAAUUGAGUCGUUUACGCAUCUCUUGCAACCGGCAUCACACAAAUCGACUGUCCAUUUUGCCCCAUACACAGAUGUCGACAAAGAAUAUCCCAAAGCAUUGCCUUCUCAAAGGACUGUCUCACCGUUACCAAUUAACAAUGUUACUAGAUAUAAAAGUGACAGUAAUUCAAAUCUCCUUACAACUGCCGUCACAUCAGUUCCAAUUGUCCAUGCAAACAAUAGUCUAGUCGGACAUCACGUGCUCACUGUGGAUAUUUUUAAUAAAGAAAUAUUGAAGGAUAUAUUCCAUUUAGCGGAAACUUUUCGAAAUGCUAUCAGAAAAGAGCGACCUCUGGAUCAUAUUUUAAAGGGGAAGAUAAUGGCCUCUGUCUUCUAUGAAGUUAGUACGAGAACAUCAUGUAGCUUUGCUGCUGCAAUGGAACGACUCGGUGGUCGUGUAAUAUAUAUGGAUGGUACUACCUCAUCUGUGAAAAAGGGUGAAACUUUAGAAGAUUCAAUAACAAUUAUGGCUGGAUACGCAGAUGUGAUUGUACUCAGACAUUCAGAACCAGGUGCGGUAGCUAGGGCAGCCCUACAUUGUAGGAAACCAAUGUUGAAUGCUGGUGAUGGAGUUGGCGAACAUCCGACGCAAGCAUUGUUGGAUAUAUUCUCUAUUAGAGAUGAAUUCGGAACCGUGAAUGGUCUUACAAUUACCAUGGUAGGAGAUUUAAAACAUGGCAGAACCGUGCACUCUCUUGCAAGGAUGUUGACCUUGUACAACGUAGAACUUCGCUAUGUUAGUCCACCUGGCCUCGGCAUGCCGGAUCAUAUUGUUAAUUUUGUUGCUGAGCGUCAUAUUCCGCAAGAGAGGUUUACAACUCUGGAAGAAGUUCUGCCUGACACUGAUGUGCUUUAUAUGACGCGAAUACAACGUGAACGGUUUGCUACACAAGAGGAAUAUCAUAAGAUGUGUGGACACUUCAUAAUCACUCCGCAGCUGAUGUCUCGAGCGAAAAGGAGGAUGGCAGUAAUGCAUCCUCUUCCACGUAUCUUUGAAAUCAGUACGGAAUUCGACACCGACCCACGAGCAGCUUACUUCCGACAAGCAGAAAAUGGUGUUUAUGUGCGCAUGGCAUUACUAGCUAUGGUUCUUGGACGCAUUUAAUCGGAUCGUGGCCAUUCGUCUCUGGAUCAAGGUAUUUAUUGAAGGAGGUCAAUCACGCAUGCCAAGGAAAACAUAUUCUCGCCAUUUCUAUCAGACUGUGAUGUGAUUCGCAAGAGUCAAAUCGAAUACUUUCCUGACAUUCCAAAAUUAACCGCGACGAGUAUAGUGAUCAGAUUUAUAAAAAAAAGUACAAACAAAGUAUAAAAAAAAUAUUACGGAGAUACUUUUAAUAGACUAUAGAC
Messenger RNA from Pogonomyrmex barbatus (red harvester ant), 2111 nucleotides. RefSeq names its product carbamoyl-phosphate synthetase 2, aspartate transcarbamylase, and dihydroorotase rudimentary (gene rudimentary). NCBI's taxonomy places the organism in Eukaryota, Metazoa, Arthropoda, Insecta, Hymenoptera, Formicidae. The record is from RefSeq and is a predicted model, not a curated record. Gene Ontology annotation, molecular function: carbamoyl-phosphate synthase (glutamine-hydrolyzing) activity; hydrolase activity, acting on carbon-nitrogen (but not peptide) bonds, in cyclic amides; amino acid binding. Gene Ontology annotation, biological process: 'de novo' pyrimidine nucleobase biosynthetic process; L-glutamine metabolic process; L-arginine biosynthetic process. Gene Ontology annotation, cellular component: cytoplasm; carbamoyl-phosphate synthase complex.